CUCAAGCACCAAAUUCGUCGAAGAACCUCACAUCCCGAACAGUCCAUCACGAUGCGCUGGUUCAACGCAUCCAACUACCUAGACUCGUUCCGUCCGGUUUAUCUAGCGACCAAAAUUUGUCACAUUCACUUCGAGACAAUCAACUUUCAACAGCAAACGACCAGCCGUAAACUGCAGGACCAAUUCCGAUUCGUUUUAACCAUAUUGCUAGAUAUUUACCUACUGUACUCCAGUUUUAAAAGCAGUGAUGUCUUCUUAGAAGCAACUGAUUCCACUCUAAUCAAUGUUGGCUGGUACUGCACCGUACUUGCGUUACACUUGUUUUCCUUUCAGUUGCCUUUGUGGAAUCGCUACAAGUAUCGGGAAAUGUUUCAAAUUUUCGAAAACGUUGUCCACUGUGAUCGAGAGCUGCUGAAGUUGGGAGUGUACGUGAAUCAUCGUAAGCAUCACUUCAUCAGUACAGUUUACAUUUGUACUAUACUGUUCUUCGUGUCAUGGUUUACAAUCGGGUUUGGACUAAUACGAAUCACCGGUUGCUGUCAAUACUAUCACGAUAUAAUAUCUUAUGAUCUAAUGAUCGUAGCUUUGGGACGGACAAUGGCCAAUAUACAAAUAUUUAUCUGCUACAGCAAUUUGAUGCUACUUUCGAUAAGGGAACGAUUCGUCAAGCUUCAGGAAGCUAUCAGGUAAUAAUUGAAUUCCUUGAAUGUUCUGAAUAUUAUGAUUAAUACGGUUUAUCCUGACAGAAGACACCAUCGCAUGUUUAUGCAACCUGCAUCGAUCAAUUCCGAACAAACUUGUGUUAUUCGAAAAUUUGCCGAAAUGCAUGAUCAACUAAGCGAUACAGUUCAGCUGUUCAACUGUUGCUACUCCGAUCACAUAGCAUACAUCCUUACCGUGUUAUUGGCAUUCAUAAUUGUCGCCAUCUUUGGACUGAUUCAUUCGUUUGCAUCCAGCGCAAACCAGGUUACAGUUUUCAUGUCGUGGAAUAACUUGUUCUACGCCUCGUUGUACUCUCAAUUGAUUGUGCAAAUGAUUUUGUUUUCCAGUCGUUAUCCUCGAUUAAACUUUCAGAGCAAGCGGACUGCAGUCGAGAUUCACAAGGUCAGCUGCUAUAAGACGUACGACAGGCGGGUUCUCGAAGAACUACGCUGUUUAUCGCAACAGAUGUGGCAUCGUGAUCCCAAAAUUUCCUGCAGCUUCUUCGACUUGGAUUGGACCCUUCUCUAUGCGGUUUGAUUUGGAAAUUCUGUCAUAAACGCAUUUGUCAAUUGUUUCUUUUUUCCCAUAGAUGGCUGGAUCGUUUACUACAUAUAUCGUUAUCCUGCUGCAGUUUGAUUUGGUCAACUUCACUUAGCUAUAUGAAUACAAGUAAUAAAUUAUAAGCAUUCCCGAGCCUAAUAAGUAAUUCAAACCACGUAGAAACGGCUCCAGGAAAUUAUUACUGCAAUCAAUGAAAAUAAUGUAUGUACAUAAACGCACCCCUUCCGUGCCGUAGCUACUCUUUACUCGCCAUGCGUUGGUUCAAGGUGCACAGUUAUUUCGACUCCAUCCGGCCGCUCUAUCUAGCGACAAAGCUCCUCCACUUUGACUUUGAAUCUAUCGAUUUCGAGAACCGAAUACACCACCGGACCCUUCCCGAUCAGUUCCGGUUCAUCCUGACGCUUUUAGCAGAUGUCUACCUCACUGUCCAAGGUGUCCAAAGCAGUUUGGCUUAUCUCCGUCUCACGGAUUCAGUGCUCGUUAACGUAGGAUGCUACUCGGCAAUUGUGUCAACCUACUUCUUCGCUCUGGCCCUGGCUCCGAAGAUGCGACUCGCAGCGAAAGCUAAAUUCCAGAUAUUCACGAACAUUGAAGAGCUCGAUGUCGAACUGCAAACACUGGGUGUGAAUGUCAACCAUCAAAAGCAUCACUUCAUAUGUACCGUGAACUCGUGUUUAUGGAUGAACAUGGGACUGUUCGUUCUGAUUGUAGCAUGUACUUGCCGCUCCAGCGAUGACUGGCUCGAUUUAUCCGAGAUGUUUCCGGAUUGGACGGCGAUACUGGUCAUGUUCAGGUCAUCUACUAGUCUUGGAAUGUUUACAUGUCUCUACUGUUUGACGUUGCUGUCGGUCAAAAAUGUUUUCGAUAAGCUGCAUGAAGCUACCGAGUGAGUAUCAUCCGAUUAACUUAAAUGCCAGAGUUACGAUUUCACUACUUCCCAGAAAAUGCCUUACAACAACAACUCCAGCUAAACCAGAACACACUUGUCAUCUAAUUCGGAAGCUCGCCGGUAUGCACGAUCUUCUGAGCGAUACGGUUGACCUGUUCAAUCACUGCUACGGCAUUCAAGCACUUCACGCUCUGACAUCUGCCUUCAGUUUCACAGUGUUCACCUGGUUCAGUUUGAUACAUGCUUAUGCCGGCAAUGUGGACGACACUAACCUUCGAAUCGCGUGGGCCAACGUAAUGUACGAUGGGUUCUUCCUCGUCCUCGCUUUGCAGAUGAUCGUAAUGGCCGGCAUCGUCAACGAUAAGGUAUGUAAGGCGUUAUUGUCAAUCUUUGUGUAAGCAUUUAGCUUGAAUCUUGGUCAAUACAGUGCAAACGGACGUCGACCCUAGUCCACAAGGCAAUCUCCUAUGGAUCUUACCAUCGAAGAAUAGCGAAGGAAUUGAGGAUCUUCUCGCUUCAGCUGCGGCAUCACACACCGAAGGUCUCGUGUGUUUUGUUCGAUCUGGAUUGGAUUAUGCUGUAUACGGUUCGAAACUAGAACUGUAGUUCGAGAAACUCUCUAGAUAAUUUCUGUUUUCCUGUUUCCGCAGAUGACCGGGUCGUUUGCUACGUAUUUGGUAAUGCUGCUCCAGUUUGACCUGGAAAAUCUCAGCUACGGGUAGAGCGGUUGUGCAAUUGUGGACCUUUAUGUUUUUUCCCUUGAUUUUGUU
This is a messenger RNA of Ochlerotatus camptorhynchus, 2922 nucleotides long. RefSeq lists its product as uncharacterized. Gene Ontology annotation, cellular component: membrane. Bases 721 to 1239 code for a protein of 172 amino acids. The transcript is spliced from 2 exons. The record is from RefSeq and is a predicted model, not a curated record. NCBI's taxonomy places the organism in Eukaryota, Metazoa, Arthropoda, Insecta, Diptera, Culicidae. Gene Ontology annotation, biological process: sensory perception of taste.